Molecule: messenger RNA, 1908 nt
Organism: Chenopodium quinoa (quinoa)
Lineage: Eukaryota; Viridiplantae; Streptophyta; Magnoliopsida; Caryophyllales; Amaranthaceae
Product: LON peptidase N-terminal domain and RING finger protein 1-like
Exons: 18
Coding region: 222-1691 (489 amino acids)
Molecular function (GO): protein binding
Source: RefSeq, a predicted model, not a curated record
UACCCGAACUACGUAGUCCACGUAAUCGAAUAUGGUCCGUGUGUAUAACGUACGACUCCAAGAUAAACACGAUUCCUCUCUUCUUCUUUUCUUUUCCCCCCUCCUUCUUCUUCUUCUUCUUCUUCUACCUCUGCUCUUUCUCUCUCCUCUUCUUCUGCAUUUCGCUGAGAUUAUGUAGCUGAGCAAAAUUUUAGAGAGAGAAAAAGGAAGGAAUUGAAGUGAUGUCGAAUACUGAGAAUUCUCCGGUGAUCGGAGGUUUUUCUGAUGGAAUUGAUGAUGUUGAAGAAUUCGUCUGUGUGAAUGAGAAGGAAUCGACGAUGACGAACGAGAGAAUUCAUCAGGUUUUGGAGUUUGUCAAGACUGGAAAUCAAGCUUUUCGUCGAGGGAGAUUUGAGGAGGCAAUUGAUUGUUAUUCAAAAGCCAUUCUUGUCAAACCGGGUGAUCCUAUUAUUCUGAGCAAUAGAUGUGCUGCUUAUAUAAGGUUAAGCCAAUUUCUAAAAAGUCGAGCACCUUCUGCAUCUGAAUAUAAUCCAUUGUAUGGGCUGGAUCCUACAACACAUGCUGAACUGGCCUUGAAAGAUGCUAAAAAAGUCAUGAGCUGCAGAAACAAUUCUGUCAAGUCGUUCAUCCUGCAAGCCGAUGCUCUAUUUUUGUUAGAAAGAUAUGAUUCGGCACGUGAUGCUGUUAUCGCUGGCUUGCAGCUGGAUCCACUUUGUACUCAUUUACAGGCUCUACUUUUGAUAUUGGAGAGAACUUGUACUGGCUUAGUUCGCGGAAGAAGUUGUGAGAAACCAGAACGUAGUGAUGAAUUUGAUUGUACCCUUUGCUUGAAGUUACUUUAUGAGCCCAUCACAACUCCAUGUGGUCAUUCAUUUUGCCGCUCCUGUCUAUUUCAGUCAAUGGACCGAAGUAAUAAAUGUCCCCUUUGUCGAACUGUUCUCUUUAUCACUCCAAGGACGUGUGCAGUAAGUGUAACUUUGAACAACAUUAUACAGAAAAAUUUUCCGGAGGAAUAUGCGGAGAGGAAAUCAGAGAAUGACAGUCUGGUAAAACUUGGCGUUGAUUUGAUGCCACUUUUUGUGAUGGAUGCUGUGCUCCCUUGUGAGAAGUUGCCUCUCAAUAUAUUUGAACCUCGCUACAGGCUUAUGGUUAGGAGGAUAAUGGAAGGAAAUCAUCGGAUGGGCAUGGUAACACUUGACUCCACAACCGGUCACAUAGCUGACUUUGCUUGUGAGGUGGAGAUAACAGAAUGUGAGCCACUUCCAGAUGGCCGCUUCUAUAUAGAGGUUGAAGGACGGCGAAGAUUUCGCAUCCUUCGAUCCUGGGAUCAAGAUGGUUACCGUGUUGCAGAAGUAGAAUGGAUACAGGAUAUAAAUCCACCAGAAGGAUCAAGAGAGAGAUCAGAUCUGCAGGAACUGACAAGUAAUGCUGCAGAAUAUGCUCAAAUGUGGAUGAUGAGGGCAAAAGAGGCAGCAAGACAAGAUAGAAGACGGCUUGCAGAACUCCUUAAUGUGGAAGCAAUGAUGCCCACAAAGGAAGAUCCUGAGCGCUUCAGCUUCUGGCUAACCACGCUAACAAGAAGAAGAUCAUCGGAGAGACUAGAACUUCUGCGGUUGAAAGACACGAAGGAGAGAAUAAGUUGCGGGUUGAUAUAUCUUAGACAAGAAGAGCAAGUUUGUCGAUUACAAUAGUAAAAGUUGUAAUCGAGUACUGUAAUUUAUCCAUUUUGAAAGAAAAUUUCAAUAUUAUUUAAAGGCUGCUCAAGUGUCCAGCAUUUUUUGAUCCACAUGAUGCCGUGGAUCCUCAAAGUCUCAGACUGAGUUUUGUUGUAAUAUAGAAUAUAACAAGAUUAUUUGUUACGAAGUAUAAUCUAUACUUUUCUUCCUUUACUGUAAUGUUACCUUUCUU